AUGGUGAACUAUGUAGGGCCUAGAGAUGGUGCUCAGGGCGAUGGAUUAUCGCGGAGAGACGGUACAGCGAAUUACCAUCUCCAGCUCUGCCAUUGGUUGGAAAGCGGUGCACCUUCGUGGUCGAUGGAUGGGUGUACCUGUAUGAAAGCAUCUUCGAACAGCGACCUUGUAUUCCAAGCGAUGCCAUUGGUCGAGCGACGUCUACAGGACAGUCAUGACAGUAGUACAUAUGGAUAUCGGUACGAGUACGACCUCUGA
Molecule: messenger RNA, 258 nt
Organism: Peniophora sp. CBMAI 1063
Lineage: Eukaryota; Fungi; Basidiomycota; Agaricomycetes; Russulales; Peniophoraceae
Source: the annotation of a GenBank genome assembly